This is a messenger RNA of Chara braunii, 1285 nucleotides long. Lineage: Eukaryota; Viridiplantae; Streptophyta; Charophyceae; Charales; Characeae. The record is from the annotation of a GenBank genome assembly.
UGGCUGACGUAGCUUCAUGCUGUCGUUUGGCUCCGCAGAUUUCAGUUUAACUACCAGGAAAGCGAAGCAACCACUCUUUUUCCUGCGCGUCACGCUGCAAUAGCCAUCAUGGCGCUCUAUCCCUGGUUCGCUCGUGACUUGAGCUUGAGACCAAUGCCUGACACCAUGCGGCACAUGAUCUCCCUGGGCGACGACGUCUUCAAGCUGCUAGACGAGCCUAGCCGCGCGUUCAUGCGAGAGUCGCAUGCGAUGGCCAACACCGCGGUGGAUGUGAAAGAGACCCCGAUGAGCUAUCAAUUCGUGGCCGACUUGCCCGGACUGGGUCGGGACGAGAUCAAGGUGCAGCUGGAGAAUGGCAACACACUGGUCAUCAGCGGCGAGCGCCAUCGCGAGACGAAGACGGGAGAACCGGGAGAUAAGUAUCACCGCAUAGAGCGGAGCACAGGGAAGUUCAUGCGUCGCUUCACGCUGCCGGAGAAUGCAGAGGUGGACAAAAUUGGCGCGCAGUGCAAGGAUGGCGUCCUCACAGUCACGGGGGGCGAUGAAGGGGCAGUAUUCGUUGCUGCAGCAUGGAGACGAAGGGAGUAUAUUCGGCGCUGCAGCAGGGCAGAGUGUUUUCUGGGUGAACUGCCGCAGGCAGAUGAAGGGGGAAUAGUCGUUGCUGAAGGGGGAUUGAUUCGUCGCUCCAGCGGGGAGAUGAAGGGGGGAAUAUUCGUUGCUGCAGGUGGGGAGAGGGACGAAGGCAGUGGAGACUAACUGUAGUUUCUACUGGAUAGAGUGCAGGGGGGCGAUGAAAGGGGCAGUAUUCCUUGCUGCAGCAUGGAGACGAAGGGAGUAUAUUCGGCGCUGCAGCAGGGCAGAGCAACUAAGACAGUGGAGACGAACUGUAGUUUUUACUGGGUAAACUGCAGCAGGCAGGAGGGGGAGUAUUCGUUUCUGCGGCGGGGAGAUGAAGGGAGAAAAUUCGUUGCUGCAGCGGGGCGAUGGAGGGGGAUUAUUCGAUGCCGCAGCGGGGCGAUGAAGGGGGAGUAUUCGAUGCCGCAGCGGGGAGCUAAAGGGAGAAAAAUCGUUGCUGCAGCAGGGGACAGCGACUAUGGCAGUGGACAAGGAACCUAUUUUUGUUUGUCAGGAGAAGGAAAAGGAGAAGGGGUAACUUCGGCGCAGUCACGAAAACAGUUUGUAAUUGCACUUCAGGCAAUCCCGCGAAUACAACACCCCCCCACCCGAUCCCACCGGACCCAAAACGUAGGUCAUAUACAUUCAGCAUCACCGGCCCUUUUGCCUC